AGGAAGCCGCCGGCCGCCAAGAAGGACGAGGAGAAGAAGCCGCACAUCAAGAAGCCGCUCAACGCCUUCAUGCUCUACAUGAAGGAGAUGAGGGCCAAGGUGGUGGCCGAGUGCACGCUGAAGGAGAGCGCUGCCAUCAACCAGAUCCUGGGCCGGCGGUGGCACUCGCUGUCGCGCGAGGAGCAGGCCAAGUACUACGAGCUGGCGCGCAAGGAGCGGCAGCUGCACUCGCAGCUCUACCCGACCUGGUCGGCCCGCGACAACUACGGCAAGAAGAAGAAGCGGAAGCGGGAGAAGCUGGCGCAGGCGAGCGGCGCGGCAUCGCCGCGG
Nothoprocta perdicaria is the source of this 330-nucleotide messenger RNA. Its product is annotated as lymphoid enhancer-binding factor 1-like. The record is from RefSeq and is a predicted model, not a curated record. The annotation marks the transcript as partial. Gene Ontology annotation, cellular component: beta-catenin-TCF complex. The transcript is spliced from 3 exons. Gene Ontology annotation, molecular function: RNA polymerase II cis-regulatory region sequence-specific DNA binding; DNA-binding transcription factor activity, RNA polymerase II-specific. Lineage: Eukaryota; Metazoa; Chordata; Aves; Tinamiformes; Tinamidae. Gene Ontology annotation, biological process: regulation of transcription by RNA polymerase II; canonical Wnt signaling pathway.